AUGCCUGAUGCCCGUGUCCCACCGACCCGCGCGAAGGCGGGUAGCCGUGGCGGAGGCAGCAAGAAGUCCAAGCGGCAACAGGAGAGCGACAGCAGCGGGGCGGGCAGCCAGGACGGUGACAACACGCAUAGCAACCUGACGGAGCUGGAGGAGCGCGUCAACGACCUGGGUGACUCGUGGGAGACAGAGUCACUCUUCGAGGACGUGCUUGACGACCUGAUCGAAGAGGGCGGGCUGGCCGACAGCGCCCUGGGCAGCGACCCCGAGAUUUGCACGCCCGAAGAGGCGGUGCGCUAUCGUCAGGAACUGCGCGCGAUUGGGCCCGAGGAGUUCUGUCGGCGCACGGUGGACGCGGGCGUGAUCUCGGCCAAGAGGCUGCUGACCGCGUUUGGCGUGCGGCCACCAGCCUUCCUCGAGGGCGAGCCGGACGAGUCGUACUUUGGGCUGCUGAGCCUGGCGCUGAGCCGCGAGCUGCUGAAGCGCGCCAAACUGCAGCGCUACAACUCGGUCGAUGACGCGGUGCAGCUGCUGCAGAAGAGCCAGAACAUCAUCGUGCUGACGGGUGCCGGCAUCAGUACGUCGCUGGGCAUUCCCGACUUUCGCUCCAAGGACACCGGGCUGUACUCACGCCUGGAACAUCUGGGCCUGAGCGAUCCGCAAGAGGUCUUUGACAUCAACGUCUUCCGCGAGGACCCGUCCAUCUUCUACUCGGUGGCACGUGACAUUUUGCCAGCCACCGACCGCUUCACGCCCACACACGCCUUCAUCGCCAUGCUGCAGCAGAGGGAGAAGCUGCUGACGAACUACUCGCAAAACAUUGACAACCUGGAGGCCAAGGCCGGCAUCCGGCCCGACAAGCUGGUGCAGUGCCACGGCUCCUUUGCCACGGCAUCGUGUGUCGCCUGCGGCUACCGCGUCGAUGGCGAGUCCAUCUUUCCGACCAUCAAGGCUGGCGACAUCCCGCACUGUCCCGAGUGCGCGGCCCGGUUCCAGUCUGCGACAGCGGGCAACAGCCGGAAGCGGAAGGCCGGCGGCGGUGGUGGUGGCGGCGGUGGCAGCAACGGGUCCCUGAGCAGAAGCGAGAGCGUCGACAGUGCAAGGGUGUCGGCAGCAGCAGCAGCGGCAGUAGAUGGGCCACGGCCGCGAGGACGUCCGCGCGGAGGACGAGCAGGGCGGUCAAAGAUGCGGCGGCUGAAUCGACGGGGACGCAGCAGCAGCGACGGCAGCUCGGACAACGACGACGAUUUGGGCCAGGACGGCGACGUCGGGGUGAUGAAGCCGGACAUUACGUUCUUUGGCGAACCACUGCCGGACGAGUUCUCACAGCGGCUGACGGAGCACGACCGCGACCGAGCGGACCUGGUCGUCGUGAUCGGCACGUCGCUCAAGGUGGCACCCGUAUCGGAGGUGGUGCCGUUCAUGCCGCCGCACGUGCCGCAGAUCUACAUUUCGCGCACGCCGGUACACCACAUCAACUUCGACAUCGACCUGCUGGGCGACUGCGACGUCGUGGUGGCGGAGCUGUGUCGCCGGCUGGGCUGGGACCUGCAGCACGAGAUGGUGCCGGCGGGCCAGAAGGUGCGCAUCGAGACACCGCUGGGCGUGCACGGCAGUCAGCAUACGUUUACGGAGUUGAAGGAAGCGGCAGUGAAGGAGGAGGCCGUCAUCGGUUUGAAACAGCCCCCAGGCCUCGGUCCAAAGUCCCGUCUCUUCCCGGACCUCCCCGGCCGCAGAACGGCAGGAGACGACGAGAACUGCUUCAACUUUUCCGCUCCCUCUAGCAUGACGCCCUGCGCCAUCCGAGCACCCGCUGAUUGCCGCCGCAGCCUGCUUGCCCCUGUCGACCGGUUCCGCCGACGCAACCAUCUAAUCACCCACACCGCUAUCAUGGUCUUUGUCGGAGUCUACAAGGCCGUAUACGACUACGUUCCCCAGUCGGAGGGCGAGCUCGCCAUCGGCGAGGGCAACCUGCUCUAUGUCCUCAGCAAGGACGGCGAUGACGGCUGGUGGAAAGCCAAGAAGAAGGCUACUGGCGAUGACGAUGAGGAACCUGAGGGUCUAGUGCCGACCAACUACAUUGAGGAGGCCGAACCGACUGGUCAAGCUCGUGCACUUUACGACUACACGCGGCAGACGGACGAGGAGCUGUCGUUUCCCGAGGACGCGCGUCUCGCCAUCUACGACGCGACAGACCCUGACUGGAUCCUUGCCGGCUAUGAGGGCGAGUAUGGCUUUGUGCCCGUCAACUACAUCGACCAGAGCGAUGCCGGCGGUGUUCCGGCGUCGUCGUCGGCCGCGCACGAAGCGGCAGACGAAGAGCCGGCACCGCCAUCGCUUUCCACGCGACAGGCUGCUGCUGCUGCUGUCGAACCGGCCGAGCCCAGUCCUCGCCUCCCACCGCGCAGCCCGACCGGACCUGGGCCUGCUGCAGCCCUGGCCGGUGUGCUGGCCGGGCGGUCGGCCCCAGCCAGUCAGGCGGCGGUUAGCACGCCGACGCGCCAACAACACUUUCCCGACGAUGACGAUGACGAAAGCAUUCAGUCGCCACCGCUGCCGACGCGUCCACGGCCGCAGCAGCCACCAUCGCAGCAGCAGCAACAGCAACAGCGACAGCGACAGCAGCAGCAGCGUGCACGGUUCGCAGAGGACGACGGAGAACUGUCACCACCACUGCCGCAGCGGAGCAGCACGAUGGGCCUAGGCCACGAUGAGAGCAGGAGACACGCCAACAGACACCAGGGCGGCCACGAGAUGUCGCCGGAGCGGGAAAAUGUGCUGAGUCCGGGGGCCUUCCACCUGUAUAACAUCUCGGAGAUGGUGUCGGUCAUGGGCAAGCGUAAGAAGAUGCCGACGACGUUGGGAAUCAACCUGAAGACGGGCAAGAUCCUGAUCGCGCCGGAGAAGGCUCAGGACGGGCCGUCACAGGAGUGGUCGGCAGAGCGGAUGACGCACUACUCACGGGAGGGCAAGCACGUGUUUAUGGAGCUGGUGCGGCCUAGCAAGAGCCUGGACCUCCACGCGGGCGCUAAGGACACCGCAGAGGAGAUUGUGGCCGCGCUGGGCGAGCUGGCCGGAGCGUCGCGGGCCGAGGGUCUGCGCGAGGUGAUCAUGGCCGGCACGGGCUACACGCUGAAGAAGGGCGUGAUCCUGUACGAUUUCAUGGCGCAGGGUGACGACGAGGUGACGGUGGCGGCUGGCGACGAGGUGACGGUGCUGGACGACACCCGCAGCGAGGAGUGGACGCAGGUGCGGCGGGUGAAGAACGGCAAGGAGGGCGUGGUGCCGAGCAGCUACGUGGAGGUGACGGGACCGGUAGCGUCGGCGGCUACGGUGCUGCCACCGGUGCCGUCGUACAUUGGACGGCCGGAGUCGCCAGACUACUCGCCGAACUACACGCCGCGGCCGGUAUCGCCCAAGGUGAAGGCCAAAGACGGGGCCGGGGCAUCGAUCACGUCCAGGGGCACGGUGGCGCAUAACCGGGCGGAGGAGGAGCGCAUGACGCGGGCAGCGGUGCGGCUGGCGGUCAAGGACGAGGCAGAGUCGUCGCGCCGCGGAUCCGAGGUAGGACACUCUCCCGAGGAUGCUCUGCCCCUGAAUCUGGCGCGGAAGGUGCCGCGAUCGGCUAAGCACGAGGGUGGCCGGGCGAACGGCGGCAGUUCCGGGACGAAGACAAAACCCGAUGCGACCAAGGUGCGCACAUGGACCGAUAGGACCAAGUCUUUUAGCGUGGAGGCGCAGUUCCUCGGGCUCAAGGACAGCAAGAUCAGCCUGCACAAGAUGAACGGGGUCAAGAUUGCGGUGCCGGUGGCCAAGAUGUCGCUGGAGGACCUCGAGUACGUGGAGCGGAUGACGGGCGUGUCGCUGGACGAGGACAAGCCGUUGUCGAGUCUGAAACGUAAGACGCAGCAGCAGCGGGACGCGGGGGGCAAGGUAGGCGCGUCGAUCGAGCCGCGGAAGCCGGACUACGACUGGUUCCAGUUCUUCCUGUCGUGCGAAGUGGCCGUGGGGCUGUGUGAGCGCUACAGCCAGGCGUUUGUCAAGGACAACAUGGACGAGAGCGUGCUGUCGGACAUUGACGCGACCGUGCUGCGAACAUUGGGACUGCGGGAGGGCGACAUCAUCAAGGUGAUGCGGUGUCUGGACCUCAAAUACGGCCGGACGAAGAAGACGGCCGGCGAGGGCGACGCCGAUGCAGGCGGCCUGUUUUCCGGUCCGGGUGGAGCACUGCGCAACAACACGCGGCGCGGACGGCCGGCACCGACGACGCAGACGAGCGACGUGGUGGACGUGGGGGCCUUUUCGCAAAAGCCGGGCGGCGAGAGCAACGGCAGCGUGUCGUCGCCGCCACAAGGUGGUGGCGGCUUCGAUGACGAUGCAUGGGACGUGAAGCCGUCGCGACAGGCCGAGACAGGUCAGCCGGCAGCAGCAGCAGCAGCAGCAGCAGCUCCGACAGCUCCGGCAGCUCCUCCGGUGGCAGCAGCGCCGGCACCGGCACCAGCACCAGUUCCACCUCCGGCACCACCGGUGAUGCCGGCCCUCACAGGAUCGCUGCAGGAGCUGUCGCUGCUGACUCAGCCGCUUCCUGCAGAGAAGCUCAACCCGAUGCCGACGGCGGCUCCGAUGCCGGUGAUGGUGUCGCAGCCGGUGAUGGCGCCAGCCGUGACGUCGCCACCGCCGAUGUCGAUGCCAGGAGCGACGCCGGGCUUCUUCACCUCGCUGCAGCAGCAGGGAAUGAUGGGGGUCAACGGACUGCAACAGCAGCCGACGGGCAUGACGAUGAACGGACUGCAGCAGCAGCAGCAGCCGACAGGCAUGACGGUCAACAACCUGCAGAUGCAGCAGACCGGCGCAUAUGCCCGGGCCCGGCCGAUGGCGCCGCAGUACGGCCAGAGCCAAGUCGGACUGUUGCCGCCGCCUCCACCGCCGUCGCGACCGUUGUCGGCUCCUCUGUCGGCCCAGCCGAGCGUGUUUGGACCGCCGCCACUGCAGCCACAGAUGACCGGUCUCGUGGCCGGCCAGACAGGCAUGAUGCCGAUGAUGACGGGCAUGCAGGGCCAGUUUGCAUCACAGCCGAUGAUGAUGCAGCCUACGGGCUUCCAGCAGCAGCAACAACAGCAGCAACAGGCUCUGCAGCCGCAGCCGACAGGCCACUUCACACAGGGUUUUGGCAACUACGGCAUGACACCGCCAGCGGUUCCUGUGCAAGCUCCGGCGCCACUGAUGCCGCAGCAGACCGGCCCAGCACCACCGGUUCGCUUCGGCGUCACCGAGGGCUCCAAGCUGAUGCCGCAAGCGACCGGACGACGGGCAAACCUGUCAGCAGCCACGCCCGACAAUCCGUUUGGCUUUUAA
Grosmannia clavigera kw1407 is the source of this 5352-nucleotide messenger RNA. RefSeq names its product cytoskeleton assembly control protein. The transcript has 8 exons. Gene Ontology annotation, molecular function: cytoskeletal protein binding; protein-macromolecule adaptor activity; ubiquitin binding. The record is from RefSeq and is a predicted model, not a curated record. Lineage: Eukaryota; Fungi; Ascomycota; Sordariomycetes; Ophiostomatales; Ophiostomataceae. The coding region runs from base 1 to 5352 and encodes 1783 amino acids.